This is a messenger RNA of Scheffersomyces amazonensis, 738 nucleotides long. RefSeq lists its product as uncharacterized. NCBI's taxonomy places the organism in Eukaryota, Fungi, Ascomycota, Pichiomycetes, Serinales, Debaryomycetaceae. The transcript is spliced from 2 exons. The record is from RefSeq and is a predicted model, not a curated record. The coding region runs from base 55 to 303 and encodes 82 amino acids. Gene Ontology annotation, cellular component: MICOS complex; mitochondrion; mitochondrial inner membrane.
UACUAGAUUGAACUAUAGUUAAGUUAAGCUUAUACGAUAUCACACAUCACAACCAUGUCAAGUGAAAUUGUACCAACUAGUGCUAGUCAAAACUUAUUGAAUGAAAAGUGGGAUGUUGUUUUAUCCAACGGCUUGAUUAAAACCGGUUUAGGAUUUGGUGGAGGAGUUUUAGCUUCUAUUUUAUUUUUUAAAAGAAGAGCAUUCCCAGUUUGGUUAGGUAUUGGUUUCGGUUUAGGUAGAGGUUAUUCUGAAGGUGAUGCUAUUUUUAGAUCAAAUUAUGGUUUAAGAACUGUUAAAGCUUGAGAUCAGGAUCUUGCUUUAUUAUUAUUUCUUUAAAAAAAUCAUUUUAAUCCAUUUCCGGACCCUUUAUAAUGAGUAUUAAUGCAUUCUAUGAAAAAUCAUCAAAAAAAUUAUUCUUGUUCUUAUCCUGAAUCAGUUUACUAAUGAUUGUGAAACAUUGUAUGUAACACAAUGGAAAAGUUCAAUUAUUCAUAUCCAACUUUCAAACUAUUCCCAGUCGUAACAAAUUAGAAUAUAUAUAGACUAUAAAAUCUGUACUACCAGCAUUUGUUUAUCCUGCGUUUAUUUGACUUUGUUGGAACCAUUCAGCAUAAAAUCCUAUGUAUUAGAAGUUAUACUUCUCUUGUACAAUAAUCAUCCUCUUUUAUAUUAUAACUAUUACUAUCACUAUUAUUAUUAUUAUUAUCAUUAGUUUAUAUACAUUUUUGUAUCAAACCC